AUGUUGGAUUCGACAAAUGAGUUGGUUCCAUUCUUUUGUAUGGCUCGCGACAGGUUCAAAGAAGAUGCUGUUCAAGAUUUGAAAAUUGUGAUGAAAAUAUCACGAGCCGACAGUGGUCGUGAGAAUUUUAUUGGUCCGUCCAAUGAAGUGGGAGCUAUUAUGGUUGGCGAUCUGGAAGACACAUGUGGGGAUAUGGAUAUUGUCAUUCACAGUAUUAAGGAUGGACUACAACGUAUAAGUGAUAUUCAUUCUAAGUUAAUGGCAUUACAAUACCCUUUGCUGUUUCCAAGAGGCGAGGAUGGAUAUUCCGAUGAUAUUCCUUAUGUCAAGACCAAAAACAAUGCUCAUAAGAGACGCCAAAGAAUCACCAUGAAGGAGUAUUACUCUUAUCGACUACAAGUCCGUCAUAAUGAAGGAAAUACUCCGAGGCUUGGUUGUAGACUAUUUCAACAAUAUAUUGUUGACUCUUUUUCGGCUAUUGAGCAAGCCCGUUUGUGGUGGUAUCGUACUCAUCAAACCACCCUUCGGAAUGACCUGUACACAAAUAAAAAAAAAAGUCUAAGCAUGGGUGAGGGCAGCACAUCAAAUGUUGGAAAAGGAUUUGUUCUGCCUGCCAGUUUUCUUGGAUCUCGAAGAUACAUGCAACAAUGUUUUCAAGAUGCCCUGGCUGUAUGUCGCCAUAUUGGGCAUCCCGAUAUUUUCUUGACCAUGACUACUAAUCCCAUGUGGGAGGAAAUCACUGAGAUGAUGAAAAACAUGCAAGGGUGCCUACCUGUUGAUUCUCCUGAUGUCAUUGCACGUGUUUUCAAGCUCAAGCUUGAUCAGAUUGUUGAUGAUAUAAAGAACAAGGGCUACUUUGGAACCUGUGCUGCAAUCAUGUAUGUUGUUGAGUUUCAAAAGCGGGGUUUGCCGCAUGUCCAUAUGCUCAUCUGGCUGGAUUCUCAAUCAAAGAAAAAACUUAAUUCAAAUGUUGAUAGUUUUGUAUCCGCUGAAAUACCUGAUCCCGAUGAAGACCCUGUUGGAUAUCAAGUUGUAGCUAGACACAUGAUCCACGGUCCUUGUGGAUUGCUCAAUACCAAGUCUCCUUGCAUGAAGGAUAUGAAGUGCACUAAACACUUCCCUAAAAAGUAUUCAUCUCAAACUAUGUUUGAUCAGUCGGGGUUUCCUAUUUACAAACGCCGCAAUACAGGUAUCUCUGUGAAAAAAGGGAAUCAACAACUUGACAAUCAGUAUGUAGUUCCAUACAACCGUGACUUGCUGGUGAAGUAUCAAUGUCACAUGAACGUGGAGAUUUGCUGUCAUGCACGUAGCCUCAAAUAUCUAUUCAAAUACUGCCUUAAAGGUUCUGACCGUGCUACUGUUGAGAUUACAAACAAAAACACUGUCUCUAAUUCCACAUCUCCUGAUGCCCCCAAAGAUGAAAUCCAAGCAUUUUUUGAUGGUCGUUACAUAUGCGGUUGUGAGGCUGCCUAUCGAAUUUUUGGAUUUGACAUCCAUUACCGAUCCAUCUAUGUUCUUCGUCUAUCAUUUCGCUUACCUGGCAAAAGGAACUGUACAUUUAGAGAAGAUGAAGAACUUCACAAGGUUGUUCAACGGGAGAAAUUUAAACAAAGUCAGCUUGAGGCUUUCUUCCAACUGAACCAGAAGGACACCAACGCCCAAAAGUUAACUUAUGAUGAAAUUCCAAGGUACUAUGUUUGGAAUGAGUCUGAAUCAGUUUGGACAGUUCGUAAGAAAGGGACACGAAUAAGUAGGCUUUUGUUUACUCACCAUACUUCUGGGGAGAUAUGGUACUUGCGGUUAUUACUCACAAAGGUUAGGGGACCAACCUCAUUUAACCAUUUUAAGACUGUUAAUGGUGUCUUUUGCAAUACAUUCAAAGAGGCAUGUCAGAAAUAUGGUUUCCUGGAGGAUGAUAAUGAAUGGAAUGAGGUUCUUGAUGAAUGUUCAAAAUGUGGUUUUCCAGGGCAGAUUCGCGAGCUUUUUGUCCAUAUAAUGGUGAACUGCCAAGUCACUGAUUUGUCUUCACUUUGGAAAAAGUAUUGGAAACCAAUGAGUGAUGACAUUGUCAUGCGAAUUCAAAAAGAUGCUUUGAAUGCUGAUUACUCUAUCAGCGACAAACAACUACAAUUUUACAUUCUAGCAGAGAUUGACAAAUUACUCAGAUCUAUUGGCAAAUCACUACAGCAGUUUGCACAGUUGCCGCAUCCUCCAGCUUCGUUUCUUCAGCGUGGAGCGGAUAAUUUGAUAAAGGAUGAGACAAGCUAUGAUGUUGAAAAAAUGGAAGAAGAAUUCAACAAGCUAUUCCCCAAUUGUAAUGCUGAGCAGCUGGAGGUUUAUAAUGCAGUAUACAAUUCAGUUCAAAAUGGCGAAGGUCGUUUGUUUUUUGUUUAUAAAAGUGGAGGCUGUGGAAAGACCUACAUGUGGAAAACUCUAAUAUAUAAACUUAGAUCAAUGGGGAAAAUUGUGUUGCCUGUGGCAUCUUCUGGGAUUGCUGCUACUUUGAUGCCUGGUGGCCGGACUGCCCAUUCUAGAUUCAAGAUUCCAAUUAUUUUAGAUGAAGAUUCAUGUUGCUCAAUAUCUCACAAUUCUGAUAUUGCGGAGCUUAUAAAGAAUACCAGCCUUAUCAUAUGGGACGAGGCUCCAAUGCAGCACAUGUAUGCUUUUGAAUGCCUAGACCGAUCAUUUAGAGAUAUUAUGAAAUCGGUAAGUCCUGAAAGAGGCCAGAUGGUUUUCGGAGGCAUUACAAUUUUGUUAGGUGAAGAUUUCAGGCAGAUACUUCCUGUAAUCAACCUUGCUUCUAGGGGUGAAAUUGUAUCUGCAUGUAUCACACGAUCUAGAUUAUGGGCCGCUGCUAAAAUCUUCCUUCUAAAACAGAACAUGCGACUAAACCAGGGAGAGUCUGAAGCUGACCGAGAGAAUUUAAGAAUUUUUGCAGAGUGGGUACUUAAAAUUGGGGACGGUAAGAUUUCUCCCCCAAACACUAUUGACGCAAACCAAAAUGAAGAUGAUAUUGAAAUUCCAGCUCAAUUCUGUGACACCACUGUUGCAAACAGUGUGGACAAUAUGAUCAACUGGACUUUUCCUGAUUUUCCAAGUUGUUUUCAAAAUCCAAAAUAUUUGAGUGAGAGAGCAAUUCUCACUCCAACAAACCAAACAGUUGGUCAUUUGAACUCUGUCAUUGUUGAUACUAUCCCAGGAGACAUAAAAUCAUACUACAGCGUGGAUAAAGCAGAAGAUUUUGGUGGCACUGCUUCAGAUUUGAAUUUUGCAUUUCCUCCUGAAUAUUUGAAUUCAUACAAUAUUCCUGGACUACCACCCCAUCAAAUGGAUUUCAAGGUUGGUGUUGCUGUAAUGCUGAUGCGAAAUUUGAACCAAACUUUGGGGCUUUGCAAUGGAACAAGGAUGAUGGUGACUAAAUUAAUGAAACAGUGCGUUGAAUGCGAAGUAAUUUGUGGUGCUUUUGUUGGGAGUAGACACUUUAUUCCCAGGAUGGAGCUUUAUCCCACUGAGACAAAACUCCCUUUUAAGCUUAUCAGAAAACAAAUGCCUUUGUAA
Molecule: messenger RNA, 3558 nt
Organism: Daucus carota subsp. sativus
Lineage: Eukaryota; Viridiplantae; Streptophyta; Magnoliopsida; Apiales; Apiaceae
Exons: 5
Coding region: 1-3558 (1185 amino acids)
Biological process (GO): DNA repair; telomere maintenance
Molecular function (GO): DNA helicase activity
Source: RefSeq, a predicted model, not a curated record